AUGUAUGUAACCACCUUUCAGAGUCGGGCUAACAAGCAUGCAGUGAGCAUCCCCAUAUCCCGACCAAGAUCAUCAAAAUCAAACACCGACAAAGCAAAAAAAGAAGAAAAUACACGCCUCGAUCUCGCCCACUCCCUCACCUACCUUCGCGGAACGAGUCGCACAGUCAUGGCAGGCCUUUUCAAACGGGUCUACGAUUGGCUGUUGAGGUUGUUCUGGGCCACCGAGAUGGAUAUCACCAUGAUCGGGCUGCAGAAUGCUGGCAAGACGUCGCUGUUGAGAGUACUGGCGGGCGGCGAAUUCACCCUCGACUCCAUCCCGACAGUUGGUUUUAACAUGAAGCGUGUGCAGAAAGGCCAUGUGACGCUCAAGUGUUGGGAUCUCGGCGGCCAGCCCAGGUUUCGGUCCAUGUGGGAGCGAUACUGCCGGGGGGUGAAUGCCAUCGUGUUCAUCGUGGACUCGGCCGAUACCGAUGCUUUGCCAGUCGCAAAGGACGAGCUCCAUCUGCUCCUUGAGAAGCCUGUGCUGGAGGGCAUCCCACUGUUAGUCCUAGGUAACAAGUCGGACCUCCGUGAUCAUCUGUCCACGGACGAGCUGAUCGAUGCGCUGGAUCUGAAGGCCAUCUCCCACCGUGAAGUGAGCUGCUAUGGCAUCAGUGCCAAAGAGGAGACCAAUCUAGACGCCGUAUUGCAGUGGCUUGUCGCGCGUGCCAGCAAGUAG
This is a messenger RNA of Drepanopeziza brunnea f. sp. 'multigermtubi' MB_m1, 720 nucleotides long. RefSeq lists its product as uncharacterized. Gene Ontology annotation, cellular component: lysosomal membrane. Gene Ontology annotation, molecular function: GTPase activity; GTP binding. The record is from RefSeq and is a predicted model, not a curated record. Gene Ontology annotation, biological process: protein transport. Lineage: Eukaryota; Fungi; Ascomycota; Leotiomycetes; Helotiales; Drepanopezizaceae.